Messenger RNA from Colletotrichum higginsianum IMI 349063, 1341 nucleotides. RefSeq names its product Tubulin beta-1 chain. Gene Ontology annotation, cellular component: cytoplasm; microtubule. The coding region runs from base 1 to 1341 and encodes 446 amino acids. NCBI's taxonomy places the organism in Eukaryota, Fungi, Ascomycota, Sordariomycetes, Glomerellales, Glomerellaceae. Gene Ontology annotation, biological process: mitotic cell cycle; microtubule cytoskeleton organization. The record is from RefSeq and is a predicted model, not a curated record. Gene Ontology annotation, molecular function: GTPase activity; structural constituent of cytoskeleton; GTP binding. The transcript has 7 exons.
AUGCGUGAGAUUAUCCAUCUUCAAACCGGCCAAUGUGGCAACCAAAUCGGCACAGCCUUCUGGCAAACCAUUCAUGGCGAGCAUGGCUUGGAUCAAGAUGGAGUCUUCCGCGGCACCGAUGAGCAGCAAUCCGAGAGACUGAGCGUCUACUUCACCGAGGCUGCGAAACAAAAGUACGUCCCCCGUGCCGUCCUGGUCGAUCUCGAGCCCGCGACGAUGGACGCUAUCCGUUCCGGUCCGCUCGGCGACUUCUUCCGCCCGGACAACAUGGUCUACGGCCAAUCCGGCGCCGGCAACAACUGGGCCAAGGGCCACUACACCGAGGGCGCCGAGCUGGUCGACCAGGUCCUUGACGUCGUGCGUCGCGAGGCCGAGGACUGCGACAGUCUGCAGGGCUUCCAGAUCACCCACUCGCUCGGCGGCGGCACCGGCUCCGGCAUGGGUACCCUCCUCAUCGCAAAGGUCCGCGAGGAGUUCCCCGACCGCAUGAUGGCCACCUUCUCCGUCCUGCCCUCCGCCAAGGUCUCCGAGGUCGUCGUCGAGCCCUACAACGCCACCCUGUCCAUCCACCAGCUCGUCGAGAACUCGGACGAGACCUUCUGCAUCGAUAACGAGGCCCUCUACGACAUCUGCCGCCGCACCCUGAAGCAGGCCCACCCGUCCUACGGCCACCUCAACCACCUGGUGUCCAGGGUCAUGUCCGGCCUGACCACGGGCUUCCGCUUCCCCGGCCAGCUGAACGCCGACCUCCGCAAGCUGGCUGUCAACCUCGUGCCCUUCCCGAGACUGCACUUCUUCACCGUCGGCUUCGCGCCCCUCACGUCGUCCGCCUCCUUCUCGAACCUCGGCGUCGCCGAGCUCACCCAGCAGAUGUUCGACCCCAAGAACGUCAUGCUGGCCUCCGACUUCCGCGACGGCCGCUUCCUGACCUGCUCCACCAUGUUCCGCGGAAAGGUGUCAAUGAAGCAGGUCGAGGACCAGAUCCACGCCAUCAAGACCAAGAACUCGGCCAACUUUGUCGAAUGGAUCCCCAACAACAUCCAGACGGCCCACUGCUCCGUGCCGCCCAAGGGCUUGGACGUCUCGUCCACCUUCAUCGGCAACUCCACCGCCAUCCAGAACAGCUUCCGCAGGGUGGGCGACCAGUUCAGCCUCAUGUUCCGCAGGAAGGCCUUCCUGCAUUGGUACACCGGCGAGGGCAUGGACGAGAUGGAGUUCACCGAGGCCGAGUCCAACAUGAACGACCUCGUGUCCGAGUACCAGCAGUACCAGGAUGCCGGCAUGGACGACGACUACGCCGACGAGGAGUACGGCGAGGAGGCUCCCGCCGAGGAGGAAUGA